UUUCGUUUCAGCUAAUCAACAGCGACUUAUCAAUCGCUGGACCGCUUCACUCACCGAUGUGGUUAGCGCGUUCAGUUCGACGAAUAUUUGUUUGUUUGCGACGUAUUAAAAAAAAACUCGACUCGAGUUGAUAAUAAAAUAUUGUAUUAGCUGUGGACCCCCUCGCCCAGGAUAAAUGAGCAUGGUCACGAGUGAGUACAAACUGAACCAGGGCCCAGAAGAUGGAAUCACCGCGGUCAAGUUCAGCCCCAGCACCGCCCACUUCCUGCUGGUGUCCUCCUGGGACUGCACCGUCCGCCUCUACGACGUGGUGGCCAACACCAUGCGCAUGAAGUAUCAACACUCGGCUCCCGUUCUGGAUUGUGCUUUUUAUGACCCGACACAUGCAUGGAGUGGAGAUCUGGAUACAAAUUUGAAAAUGCAUGACUUGAACACGGAUCAAGACACCAUAGUGGGAAAGCACGACUCCGCCAUCCGUUGUGUAGAACACUGUCCGGAGGUGAACGUCAUGGUGACGGGGAGCUGGGACAGGUCAGUCCGACUCUGGGAUCCCAGGGCGCCCUGCAACGCCGGCACCUUCACGCAACCAGAUAGGGUGUACACCAUGUCUGUAGCGGGCGACCGGCUGAUUGUCGGCACGGCGGGGAGACGUGUGCUGGUUUGGGAUCUGAGAAACAUGGGCUAUGUCCAGCAGAGGCGUGAGUCCAGUCUCAAGUUUCAGACCCGCUGCAUACGAGCCUUCCCCAACAAGCAGGGCUACGUCUUGAGCUCCAUCGAGGGCCGCGUGGCCGUGGAGUACCUGGACCCGAGUGUGGAGGUCCAAAAGAAGAAGUACGCCUUCAAGUGCCACCGGCUGAAGGACGUCGUCGAGCAAGUCUACCCCGUCAACGCCAUCUCCUUUCACAGCGUGCACAACACCUUUGCAACGGGCGGCUCUGACGGCUUUGUUAACAUUUGGGACCCGUUCAACAAGAAGCGCCUGUGCCAGUUCCACCGCUAUCCGACCAGCAUCGCGUCUUUGGCCUUCAACAGCGACGGCGGCCUGAUCGCCAUCGCCGCUUCCUACAUGCACGAGAUGGGCGACAUCAGCCACCCGGAAGACGCCGUCUACAUCCGCCAGGUCACCGACGCCGAGACCAAGCCCAAGUGAGUCCUUGCCACCUGUUUGGCGACGCUCCUCUCUGCCGUCAUAUGUCCGGGAUGACAAACGGCUGGAAAUUGUUCAGCCGUAUGACUACGGUCACCGGCCGCGCACAAACCCCCUCCCGUCGAUUUUAACUUUGUUCGCUCGCCUCCGCGUUUCAAAGCCUUUGCCCACCGGCAUCCAGUCUCACUUUUAUUCCACAUCUUUGUAUUUGUGUCGCGCGGUUGUGAGACUACCGCUACCUCCUAUUGUGAUCUUCUGUUGUUUGUUCAACUGUCGUCAUCUCUUCAUUAAAAACAUUUUGAAUAAGU
Molecule: messenger RNA, 1455 nt
Organism: Hippocampus zosterae (dwarf seahorse)
Lineage: Eukaryota; Metazoa; Chordata; Actinopteri; Syngnathiformes; Syngnathidae
Gene: bub3
Product: BUB3 mitotic checkpoint protein
Exons: 7
Coding region: 176-1150 (324 amino acids)
Biological process (GO): mitotic spindle assembly checkpoint signaling
Cellular component (GO): bub1-bub3 complex; mitotic checkpoint complex; kinetochore
Molecular function (GO): ubiquitin binding
Source: RefSeq, a predicted model, not a curated record